AUGGAGAAAAACAAAGUGCUGGCAAAAAAGAGGCUACAGGUUCCCACUCAGAAAAUGAAGGACCUGAGCUCCCCUCUCCCAAAUGAGCAAUCUGCUCUGCCAAAGGGGGGAACAUUGGUCCAUCACCCUACAGAGGCCAUACACCCAGCCCAUCACCGUACAGCCUCAACACCUCUGGUCCAUCACCUGGUGGAGGCCAUGCAGCCAGCCCAUCAGCGUACAGCCUCAACACCAUUGGUCCAUCACCCUUCAGAGGUCAUACACCCAGCCCAUCACCAUACAGCCUCAACACCUCUGGUCCAUCACCUGGCAGAGGCCAUACACCCAGCCCAUCACUGUAUGAUCUCAACACCUCUGGUCCAUCACCUGGUGGAGGCCAUACACCCAGUCCAUCACUGUAUGAUCUCAACACCUCUGGUCCAUCACCUGGUGGAGGCCAUACACCCAGCCCAUCACCGUACAGCCUCAACACCUCUGGUCCAUCACCUGGCAGAGGCCAUACACCCAGCCCAUCACUGUAUGAUCUCAACACCUCUGGUCCAUCACCUGGUGGAGGCCAUACACCCAGCCCAUCACUGUAUGACCUCAACACCUCUGGUCCAUCACCUGGUGGAGGCCAUACACCCAGCCCAUCACUGUAUGAUCUCAACACCUCUGGUCCAUCACCUGGUGGAGGCCAUACACCCAGUCCAUCACUGUAUGACCUCAACACCUCUGGUCCAUCACCUUGGUGGAGGCCAUACACCCAGUCCAUCACUGUAUGAUCUCAACACCUCUGGUCCAUCACCUGGUGAAGGCCAUACACUCAGUCCAUCACUGUAUGAUCUCAACACCUCUGGUCCAUCACCUGGUGGAGGCCAUACACUCAGCUCAUCACCGUACAGCCUCAACACCUCUGGUCAUCACCUGGUGGAGGCCAUACACCCAGCCCAUCACCGUAUAGCCUCAACACCUCUGGUCCAACACCUGGCAGAGGCCAUGCAGCCAGCCCGCAAGAAAAUGCAUGGACACCAUGUCAGGAUUGUAAGGGGGAGUUUGAAAUAA
Carassius auratus (goldfish) is the source of this 1044-nucleotide messenger RNA. Its product is annotated as histidine-rich protein PFHRP-II-like. The transcript is spliced from 2 exons. The record is from RefSeq and is a predicted model, not a curated record. NCBI's taxonomy places the organism in Eukaryota, Metazoa, Chordata, Actinopteri, Cypriniformes, Cyprinidae. Bases 1 to 1044 code for a protein of 347 amino acids.